UUUGAGGCGAACAAUAAUGGCUGCGUUCGUGUGUGGUGAAUGACGUUUUCGGUGGAAUAGUGCACAGUCUCCAUGAAAAACUUGACAUUCGUAAUUCUUACAGAUCAAAGUUUCAAAUAAGAAACUCCCGCCAUUAGUGAAUCAUGGCGAACGCAUCAAAUGUUUUCCGGGUUGGAGAUUAUGUUUACGUUGAAACCAAUCCUGCGUUACCGUAUCAAAUACGAAGAAUUGAGGAGUUGACUAAGACAAGCAAUGGGCAAGUUGAAGCUAAAGUUCAGUGUUUUUACAGAAAGAGAGAUUUAUCUUCAGCCCUUGCAGUUCAGGCUGAGAAACAUUUGAUACAAGCAGAAGAGGAUGCAGAAAUUGAAAUGGGUGACAAUGAAAUGGAAGAUGUGUUAAGACAUCAGCUGAUUCACAGAGAAGUGUUUUUGUCCAGACAGUAUGAAAAUAUUAAUGCCAACACCAUUAGAGGAAAAUGUUUGGUGACUCUUUACAAUGAGGCUGAAGUUCUACCAAAAUAUUUAGAAAAAGAGGACUGGUUUCAUUACUUUCUUGUUUACGAUCCUCAACAAAAGACUUUAGUUGCUGACCGAGGAGAAAUGGGAAUAGGCACUGCUUAUCAAGCUCAAGUACCCAAAACAGCUCGUAAAGGACUUCAAGAUGAUAGGGAUCUUUCUAAACUGGAAACUUUGGUUUGGAACCCAAAAAAUCCCCUGCAGGAUCAACACAUUGAUCAGUUUCUUGUUAUAGCAAGAUCUGUGGGGACAUUCGCCAGAGCUCUUGAUUGUAGCAGUUCAGUUAAGCAGCCAAGCUUACACAUGAGUGCUGCAGCAGCUUCUCGAGACAUCACACUGUCUCAUGCCAUGUGUGCUCUCCAUAAUAAUGGGUACAAUGUCAGCAAGGCAAUUGCUAGUCUGGUUCCCUCCGGUGGACCCAUUCUUUGUCGUGAUGAGAUGGAAGAGUGGUCAGCAGGAGAAGCAACUUUGUUUGAAGAAGCCCUUCAAAAAUACGGAAAAGAUUUUGCUGACAUUCAGAAAGACUUUCUUCCUUGGAAGAGUCUACCAAGUAUAGUGGAAUAUUAUUACAUGUGGAAAACCACAGACAGAUAUUUACAACAGAAAAGACUUAAAGCAGUCUCUAAGGAAUGUAAUCUAACACAGAUCUACAUACCCGGCCUUGGUGGAAGUACAAGUCAAUCAGGGAAAAAGCAGACAUCUACUAUAAUUUUAACUCCACCACCUGGUGUAGCAACUAACCUCAUUGGUGUUACUUGUGAAAGCUGUUAUGGUACCUCAUCCCAGCAGUGGUAUCCCUGGGGAGUUCCAAAUUCGCAACAUAAAUUCUGGCUUUGCACGUUGUGCUGGAUUUACUGGAAGAAGUAUGGUGGACUUAAAAGACCAGAUGGUCUGUCUGGAAAGGGUCAUGGCGGUCUUCAGCCAAGCUACACCUGCAGAGUAUGCGGCAAGGUCUUCAACAGAGCAGAGCGUCUGUCCAGUCACAUGGGAACACACAAGGUGUACAAGUGUGGGGUGUCACGAUGUGAAAAGGUUUUCAACUCUCGUCCCAACCUCACUCGGCACCUAACAGCCGUGCAUGGAUGCAGACCACCCAGCCCGCGUAAACUCAAACCUAGGUCACCGUUUUACAUAAGGGCCUUACCGCUGACCAAACUGGCUCGGCGGCUGUGCCAAGAUCUGUAUAAUAAAGUGCAUCAUUGUCGAGUGGUCGGAGAAGCUCUGAAUAUCCAAGAAAUCAGAGCACAGUGUUUAAAGAGGCUAGAGACGCCUAAAGCUGAGGCCAUAAUUAAAGCGAAGAAACGGAGGGUGGAGCGAAAACUUCACGAUGUCGUGGACAAGAUUAAAGCAAACCCGCCAAAACCACACAAACCUCCUAAACCGUCCAAACCAACCUUACUACCCCUCCCUAAGGAACACUCACCAACUUCACCAUCCCCUCCCACUCCUACUGGUCACUCAAUUACCUCCCCUUCAAGAAAAAUGAUUCCCCCGUCGAAGAGCUAUGUACCUAUUCAGCCGACCCCGCCCAAGGCCAGCGACUGGAAGUACGCAGCCAUCCCCUCAGCUAAACCUGUUGUACAAAGUCAGCAAACUUCCCAGCAGACGACGAACCAUAUGAUGGCCAGGAAGCGGUCUCACGAAAGUGGCUCCGUGCAACAGAAUGGUAUUGACGGUCCUUCGGCUAAACGGCUCAGUGCAACGUCACCAUUGGGGAAGAAAGGCUGUGAGUGCACCUACUGUGGAAAGAUCCUUCAUAAUCAAGCGAGCUUAACACACCAUGAACAAACGAUGCACGCGUCUGCAGAGCCGCCUAAACAGCGGUCGUAUCCCGCAUAUUGUGACGUCAGCCCGGCCUUGGGUCCCGGAUCUACUAAGAUUGUGCCAUAUGCGCAGCAUUCAGUGACGUCAUACAUCAAUGGACAGCUUCAUUUAGAGCGUGGCAUGAACAAUUUGCCCAACUACUCCCCCUCAGGGGCAGCAAACAAGCCGUACCUCCUCCCAAAGCCUACAGCUCCUGUUAAGGGAAAUCCCGAGGGAGGUGUCAUAGUGAAUUCAGUGGCCACACCAGUUCCUAACAGGGUAGUAGUCGGUGAGAAUGCCAAGCCGGUGGAAAAUAGCAAGCCAAGUCCGGUGAUCAAGUCUGUAAGCUCCAAAGGUCACCACCUGAAUCCGCAGUUCAUUGAUCCACCAGAGGAAUUCCAGUUCCGCUCAAACAAACGCUCAAGGAAAGCACGCAGAGUCUUACCAGCGGACUCCCAAAAAAAAGUUGCGCGAAGACCGUGGAAGGAAGUGAAAUGUAGCGUGCAUCUUCGCGCCCUUAUUUACGCCAUGCCGCCCCCGCCAGAAAGCGAAGCAGUGGAACCUAUUGUUAUCGACGAUGACUAAGAUGUUGAUCAGAUGCAAACUUGAAGCUCGCGUUGGGAAUGGUUAAAGAUGGCGACAUGUGUGAGUCACGUGGUAUGUGAUGUCACCACAGGCUUUGCAUGGCUUUAGAUUCAAGAAAUUCUGGAAAUUUCGUCUGUAAAACACGUGCUAUUUUGGACGGAAUCUAGACUAUCUGAAGUUUAUGAGGUCAAAAAGUAAAACUGUUCAAUUGACCUAAUUCCCUUACGUCUCUAUUGUGCAAUUUGUACGAAGACGGUAAAUUAAUUCUUCUUUUUAAUUAGGAAAAAAAAAUCUGAUACUCCCUUCUCUUUGACAGCGGAUGUCAUAUACACAUUCGCAAAUGUAUAGUAGUCUUCGCUUGAAUAUACCUCAACGGAGGAGAGAGUUUACGGUGUAGAAAUUCGUUUCACUUGACUUAAGCAUUCUGUUUCAUUUUGUGGACCAAUGCAUUCCUUAGACGAUAAGUAGUAGCUGCUGAGUGUAGCAAUUAGUUAGAGCUGGAGAGGUAGGGGGUGGGGUGAGCCGACUGAUACAUCCCCUCCUAGGGAAAUUCCUGUAGAUUUUGUUUUCAGGUUUAGAGGUAGUAUGUGUUAGAGAGAAUGAAGAAUAUAUGAUUCAAGGCCGCCUGGGAAAGUCCUUAGGUAAAGUGUUUUGCAGUAUUGUAUUAUAGUUAUUAUAAGCGUAUAUUCGUUUUAUAUUGAGAGACCCUAUGUAUUGGAUCAGAUUUUUAUUUUAAAGUACUUUGUCUAUUAGUGUUAUAUUGUCUAUGUAAUUAUUUAUUUGGUCUUGCAGUAAACUGUAAGAGACUCGAACGCCUUCCUGGCGAGAGAGAUAAAAGCCUUCAAAGGUCAA
Molecule: messenger RNA, 3755 nt
Organism: Pocillopora verrucosa
Lineage: Eukaryota; Metazoa; Cnidaria; Anthozoa; Scleractinia; Pocilloporidae
Product: metastasis-associated protein MTA3
Biological process (GO): negative regulation of transcription by RNA polymerase II
Cellular component (GO): nucleoplasm; NuRD complex
Molecular function (GO): transcription corepressor activity; sequence-specific DNA binding; transcription coactivator activity
Source: RefSeq, a predicted model, not a curated record